Molecule: messenger RNA, 2872 nt
Organism: Elgaria multicarinata webbii
Lineage: Eukaryota; Metazoa; Chordata; Lepidosauria; Squamata; Anguidae
Gene: SHKBP1
Product: SH3KBP1 binding protein 1
Exons: 18
Coding region: 42-2297 (751 amino acids)
Biological process (GO): protein homooligomerization; positive regulation of epidermal growth factor receptor signaling pathway
Molecular function (GO): protein binding
Source: RefSeq, a predicted model, not a curated record
ACGCGGAAAUCAGCCGGGCGGCGGGUCGGGCUGCGCCGGCGAUGGCCACAGCGGCGGGGCCGGGAGCCGGAGCCGGAGCCGAGCUGGUCCAGCUCAACGUGGGCGGCCGAAGGUUCAGCACUUCCCGCCGGACCCUCACCUGGAUCCCGGACUCCUUUUUCUCCAGCCUCCUGAGCGGCCGGAUCUCCACCUUGAAGGAUGAAACGGGCGCUAUCUUCAUUGACCGAGAUCCCGAGAUCUUUACCCCCAUCCUGAACUUUCUCCGGACGAAAGAGCUUGACGUCAGGAGGACCAACAUUUCGCUGCUGCUGCAUGAGGCGCAGUUCUAUGGCAUCACGCCACUCGUCCGCCGCCUGCAGUUGCAGGAGGAGCUGGAUCGAUCGUCUUGUGGGAGUGUCCUGUUCAAUGGCUACCUGCCAGCACCAGUGUUCCCUGCCAAGCGGUGGAACCGCCACAGCGUCACAGGGGCACAGUUGGCUGUCCGGUCGGGGAACCUGACGGAGCGGGCCCUCGUGCGCCGCAGCAACACCAUGCCCCCCAACCUCGGAAACGCCGGGCUUCUGGGGCGCCUGCUGGAGGAGAGGAGCUCAGCGGCAGGCGCUCUGAACGACCCGGGCAUGGUGCGCCUGGUCUGUGGCCACCAUAACUGGAUUGCCGUGGCCUACGCUCAGUUCCUUGUCUGUUACAGGAUGAAGGAGACGUCUGGCUGGCAGCUGGCCUUUUGUAGCCCCCGGCUGGACUGGGUGAUCGACCGGGUGGCGCUGAACGCCCGGGUGCUUGGCGGCUCGCUGGGCGACAGCGACAAAAUGGUGGCUGCUGCCUCUUGCAGCGAGAUCCUCCUUUGGGCUCUCCAGGCCGACGGGAACGGCACUGAAAUCGGUGUGUUCCACUUGGGAGUCCCCGUGGAGGGUCUGUUCUUUGUGGGCAGCCAGCUCAUUGCCACCAGCCACACGGGCAAGAUUGGCGUCUGGAACGCGGUCACCAAGCACUGGCAGACUCAGGACAUGGUCCCGAUAAACAGCUACGAUGCCGCCGGUUCCUUCUUGCUCCUGGGAUGCAACAACGGCUCCAUCUACUACGUCGACGUGCAGAAGUUCCCGCUGCGCAUGAAGGACAACGACCUCCUGGUGACGGAGCUGUAUCGCGAUCCCUCUGAGGACGCCAUCACUGCGCUCAGUGUCUACCUCACGCCCAAGAGCAGCAACAGCGGCAACUGGAUCGAGAUUGCCUAUGGCACCAGUUCAGGCAAGGUGCGGGUGAUCGUCCAGCACCCCGAGACGGUGGGCUCUGGGCCCCAGCUCUUCCAGACCUUUGCCGUCCACCGCAGCCCAGUCACCAAGGUGAUGCUGUCCGAGAGGCACCUCAUUUCAGUCUGCGCCGACAACAACCACGUCCGCACGUGGACGGUGACAAGGUUCCGUGGGAUGAUCUCCACACAGCCCGGCUCCACCCCCCUCGCCUCCUUCAAGAUCUUGGCACUGGAGUCCGUGGACGGGCACGGGGGCUGCAGCGCCGGCACAGACAUUGGCCCUUUUGGUGAGCGGGACGACCAGCAGGUGUUCCUCCAGAAGGUGGUGCCAGACGCUAGCAAGCUGUACGUGCGGCUCUCCUCCACUGGCAAGAGGAUUUGCGAGGUGUGCUCCGUGGACGGCACUCCCAUCACGGCCUUCAUGGUGCAGGAGUGUGAGGGCUCCAGCCGCAUCGGCUCACGCCCACGUCGCUACCUCUUCACUGGCCACAGCAACGGCAGCCUCCAGAUGUGGGACCUCACCACCGCCAUGGAGAUGGUGGGCCACGUGCCAGAUACUGGCGGCCUCUCGGAGGAGGAGCUUCUCCGGGAAUUGGAGCAGUGUGACUUGGCACUCAGCCACAGCCUAGAGACGAGCCCGGCUGGGUCCGUCACCCCCACAAGCACUCCCUGUGCUGCCAGCACCAGCAGCUUCCAGCUCCAUGACGCGGACGGCGCCCGAGAGAGGCCCGCCAGGGGCUCCCCAGCCCUUCUUCCUCGCCACUUGAGCCGUGAGAAUCCGACCCACCCUGAUGUGCCGCGUGGGGACCUUGACAAGCGGCGCCAGGGCGGGAACUUUGUUGAGCGCUGCCAGGAGCUGGCCCGUUCCUCCGAGCUGGCCCAGCCCGAGGGCCAGUAUGCCAUCCGUUCCCGGGAGCUGGGGGCCAGGACGAGGCGAGGCAGGCCCUCUGCCGGCACUGCAGGCCAAAGGGCCCCCAACCCCAGCCCUCUGGAGCCCACCCUCCCACUGGCCCCAUCCAGACUGCGGCUCAGCGAAACAUCUUUCUGACCCUCCGGGGCCUGGCGGAGGGGCCGGAAGCCCUUGGGACUACGGGGCCUAUCCUGCUGCCAGCCGGGCACUGCUCUGGGGCUGACGCAGGCUGCUGUUCUCUGGACACGAAGCAGCCUGGGAUGCCCCUGCCCACCGCACUUCUGGUGCCCGACGCUGUACAAUGACGGCGAAACUGGCCGAUGAGCCCUUGCAGAGGCUUGGGAGGCUCGCUGCAGUGCUGGCCCCUUUCCGCCGCCUCCGCCUCCUUCACCACGCUGCCCUUCGGUGUCCCUUUCCAUGCCCUCCCUCAAGCCUCUCAGGGUCUCAGUCUCCGUGGGAGGGAUUUUGCACAAGUGCGGGGUGGUGUUGGUCUGCGCCGGCAUUCACAGGUGGUGAGUUGCCUCUGCGAUGGGGGGGGGGGCUGUCCCCUCCCCUCCCCUCCCCUCCCUCCCUCCCUCCCUCCCUCCCUCUGAGAAGCCAAAGUCGCUCGCUUGUGAGCAAUAAGCCCGUGGGCCUUUGCUGCACUGAUGUGUGUUUUCCUUCUUUUUGCGUCAGUCUGAGACUGGCCACCAAUAAACGUGGAAGGAAGCCCC